This is a messenger RNA of Balearica regulorum gibbericeps (East African grey crowned-crane), 1904 nucleotides long. NCBI's taxonomy places the organism in Eukaryota, Metazoa, Chordata, Aves, Gruiformes, Gruidae. The record is from RefSeq and is a predicted model, not a curated record.
AACGUCAGAGUUUCUGAGGUCUCAGAACUCUUCUGUGUCCCUGCAGGAGGAUGCUCGUGAUCUGGAUGCCUACACGUUAGCCAAGUCUUACUUUGAUCUAAAGGAAUAUGAAAGGGCUGCCUAUUUUCUACGGGGCUGCAAGAGUCAGAAAGCUUACUUCUUGUAUAUGUACUCUCGAUACCUGUCAGGGGAAAAGAAGAAGGAUGAUGAGACAGUGGAUAGUUUGGGACCUCUGGAAAAAGGACAGGUGAAAAAUGAAGCUCUAAGAGAAUUGAGAGUUGAGCUCAGCAAGAAACACAAGGCACGGGAACUGGAUGGAUUUGGCCUUUAUUUAUAUGGUGUCGUGCUGCGGAAGCUGGACCUGGUGAAAGAAGCAAUAGAUGUAUUUGUUGAAGCUGCCCAUGUCUUACCUUUGCAUUGGGGAGCCUGGCUGGAACUUUGCAACUUGAUUACAGAUAAGGAGAUGUUGAAGUUCCUGUCCUUGCCAGAUACAUGGAUGAAAGAGUUCUUUCUUGCACACAUUUACACAGAGCUGCAGUUGAUAGAGGAGGCUCUGCAGAAGUAUCAGUGUCUCAUUGAUGCAGGAUUUUCCAAAAGCACUUACAUCAUCUCUCAGAUUGCAGUUGCCUACCACAAUAUCCGAGAUAUUGACAAAGCUUUAUCCAUCUUUAACGAGCUAAGGAAACAAGAUCCUUACAGGAUAGAAAACAUGGACACUUUCUCCAACUUGCUAUACGUAAGGAGCAUGAAGCCUGAGUUGAGCUACCUGGCUCACAAUCUCUGUGAGAUAGACAAGUAUCGUGUUGAGACCUGCUGUGUAAUUGGGAAUUAUUAUAGCUUGCGUUCCCAGCAUGAAAAAGCGGCGCUCUAUUUCCAGAGGGCCUUGAAACUGAAUCCUCGUUACCUGGGAGCCUGGACACUCAUGGGACAUGAGUAUAUGGAAAUGAAGAAUACAUCUGCAGCUAUCCAGGCUUAUAGACAUGCAAUAGAGGUGAACAAAAGGGACUACAGAGCAUGGUAUGGCUUGGGGCAAACCUAUGAAAUCCUCAAAAUGCCUUUUUACUGCCUCUAUUACUAUCGACGGGCCCACCAGCUCAGACCAAAUGAUUCUCGUAUGCUGGUUGCUCUAGGAGAAUGCUAUGAGAAGCUCAAUCAGUUGGUGGAAGCUAAAAAGUGCUAUUGGAGAGCUUAUGCUGUGGGAGAUGUGGAGAAAAUGGCACUGGUGAAACUAGCAAAGCUGCACGAACAGCUGAAUGAAUCUGAACAGGCAGCUCAGUGCUAUAUCAAAUACAUCCAGGAUAUCUAUUCCUGUGGGGAGAUAGUGGAGCACCUGGAGGUCAGCACUGCCUUCCGUUACCUAGCCCAGUACUACUUCAAGUGUAAGCUCUGGGAUGAAGCCUCAGCGUGUGCUCAGAAAUGCUGUGCAUUCAAUGAUACUAGAGAAGAAGGAAAGGCCCUGCUGCGGCAGAUCUUACAGCUUCGCAACCAAGGAGAAACAUCAUCCACAGAUAUUGCCGCUCCCUUUUUUCUCCCUGCAUCAUUGUCUGCCAACAACACUCCCACGCGUCGUGUCUCCCCGCUCAAUCUGUCUUCUGUAACACCAUGAACAAUGCUGAUACUUCUAACCGGUGCAUUGAUUGUGACAUUGCAGAUGGGGCUUGCAACCACUUAUUUCUUUCCAGUGAAAUUUCUACAUUAAUUGUUGCCUUCACUUGAAGGGUAGGAGUUACUAGAGCCCACAGCUGAAGACGGAUGUGCCUCAACAGGCAAAGGUGCAGCCUACAUGAAAGUGCCUAUGCUGAGAUGUGAGAACCUGCUGUACUUCUUACCAAGUCAUUCCAUGCAGAGGGCAGAUGUGUUCCAGAAUACAGGACUACUCCAAAUGAGGGAUUUGGAAGAGCUUG